AUGAUGAUGAUGAUGACGACGAUGAUGAUGAUGAUGAUUCAUAAGGAUUUUGAUGAUGAAUAUGAAGAUGAUGAUGAUGAUGAUGAUGCUGCUGAUGUUGAUUAUGAUGAUUGUGAUGAUGAUUCGGAUAACGAUGAUGAUGAUGAUGAUGAUGAUGAUGGUGAUGAUGACGAAGGUGUUGUGGUUGAUGAUGAUGAUGAUGAUGAUGAUGAUGAUAAUGAAAAUGAUGAUGAUGUUUAUUCGGAUGAUGAGGACGAUGAUGAUGAUGAUGACGAUGACGCAGUUAAUGCUCAGGAGGAAGAUGAUGAAGAUGAUGAUGAUGAUUACAAUGAUGAUGAUGAUGAUUAA
This is a messenger RNA of Echinostoma caproni, 348 nucleotides long. The record is from the annotation of a GenBank genome assembly. NCBI's taxonomy places the organism in Eukaryota, Metazoa, Platyhelminthes, Trematoda, Plagiorchiida, Echinostomatidae.